Messenger RNA from Arabidopsis lyrata subsp. lyrata, 1694 nucleotides. RefSeq lists its product as uncharacterized. The record is from RefSeq and is a predicted model, not a curated record. The transcript has 2 exons. Gene Ontology annotation, cellular component: Ino80 complex. The coding region runs from base 250 to 1611 and encodes 453 amino acids. Lineage: Eukaryota; Viridiplantae; Streptophyta; Magnoliopsida; Brassicales; Brassicaceae.
CUCUACACUGUGGCAUUCAAGCUUCGAAAAAGCCAUAGAAAUCUCUCUAAAGGAAGCAGAGAAUCUUUGAAGACGAUGAUGAAGUUCGUAUCCGCAGCAAAGCGGAUAUACUUCCUGCAACCCUAAAUUUGCUAAUUUCAUCUGUCUUUAGAGCCGGUCUCCUGCUUAUGGUCCUUUGUACUGAGAUUUGAAGUAUUUUUGGCUGCAAGGGUAGUAAGUGGUCAUCAUUUCAAUACUAUAGGUGGAGAGAUGACUAAGAAUAAAAUAGUUGGGGUAGACUCAGAAGAUGAAUCUGAUGAUUGCGACAUUGCGGAAGCGAACUGUGAGCUAGCUAUGGUAGAAGGUCAGCUCUGUAACAUACCAUACGAGCUCUAUGAUCUACCAGAUUUCACGGGGAUAUUGUCUGUUGAGACUUGGAACUCAGUUCUUACAGACGAAGAAAGAUUCUUCCUCUCAUGUUUUCUGCCAGAUAUGGAUCAACAGACUUUUAUUCUGACAAUGCAGGAACUUCUCGGUGGUGCCAAUUUAUAUUUUGGGAAUCCAGUGGUUAAGUUUUACAAGAAUUUGAGAGGAGGAUUGUUUACUCCAAAGGUAGCUUGUUUCAAACAAGGUGUUAUGUUUGUCAAGAGGAGAAAGUAUUACUACUCUUUAAAGUUCUAUCAUGAAAAGCUGAUCAAGACAUUCACCGAGAUGCAAAGGUUGUGGAUUCAGUAUGGAAAAAAAUUCGGCAAUUACUCAAGACUCCUCCUUUGGUCAGGACGAACUCAAACCGGUAAUCUGAAGCGACUGGGCCUUAAUAGAGUUCCAUCUGAGGAAAUGGAUAGUGCUACAUGUAGAUUCAAAACUCCCAAUGUAGUGAAACCUGUGGAAAGAAAUAGAACGAAAAGUUUAACCUUCCCUCGCAGUGGUAGCUCCAAGAACGGUCUCAAGAUAAAGAUAACCAAGGGAGGAGUAUUCGGGUACCAACGUUCCAGCUUAGUUUCUGCUGGCUAUCAUCAUCAGACUUUGCCAAAGGGUCUUCUCAAAUUAGUCCCUAAAUCUUCUUCUGCCAUUCUCAGGGAACCCUAUGUAGCUCCAGGAAACAAUCUCCAGCAAAUCCAUGAAACCGGUUCAAAGAGUACUAGAUUUGCAGCGUCUCCAUACUUAGGUACGAGAUUUGAGAAACCACCCUACGGAACUAUUGGCUGUUCUAUCUCAGAACUCCCAAAAUGCUUACUGAAUCACCAAGACCCUUUCUUAACCUAUUUGGAAACUACACAAAGAUCAACCGAAGGUACAGAACCGGUGUUUCAUGAUCCAACACACACUAUACCCAGAGCUCUUGGUGUUUCAAAUUACUCCAGCACAGAACAUCAUAAUCUGCCUCUAAAGCAAGAAGAAUAUGUCCACUACCACCUGAACUCUCCUGGUUUUGAGCCGAGGACUGUUGACAGAGGCUCUGAAACAGCAGAGAGCAAGAGGAUUUUGUCUGGUAAUAACUUUCAGAGGGAAGCCAAGGUCCUGAGAAAACCGCUGCGUGUCCUUAGCGAAGACAAUCAUGCUCGAGAAGCCAAUACUGACAAUUUGUAUUCCUUGACGUACAAGCGAAGAAAGGUUCAGAGAAUCGCUUGAGCCUUGACGCUAUGCUAAUCCAAUGUUCCACCUAAUGUACUCUUCCAUGGAAAUAUGAAGUGUAAUCCAAAUUAGUAACUGGA